UUUAAAGAUACGAAAAGACUACGCAUAAAGCAAUUGUGGUUACCGCCGAAAAGAGUAAGAACGGAGCGCGUUGGUUUUGAACAGUGUAAAGACAUUUACCGUUGAACAUGUCUAUUGGCGUACCGAUUAAAGUUUUGCAUGAAGCAGAAGGCCACGUGGUUACAUGUGAGUCUGCCACUGGUGAAGUUUACCGAGGAAAACUGAUCGAAGCCGAGGACAAUAUGAACAGUCAAAUGCAGGAUGUAACGGUAACGUAUCGCGACGGAAGAACGGCUCAACUGCAGAACAUAUACAUACGAGGGAGCCAAGUUCGGUUUAUGAUCUUACCGGACAUGCUCAAAAAUGCUCCUAUGUUACGUCACCAAAAGGGUGGAACAGCCGGGAGGGGAAAAGCGGCAAUUUUAAAGGCGCAAGUGCGCGGCAGAGGAAGAGGCGCUCCAAGAGGAGGCGAUCGUGGUGGCUUCCGUGGCGGCUAUGGUGAUCGUGGUGGCCGAUGGUAGAUUUUAAACACAGUCAGUUUGGAUUUUUACACAGACUUGUGGACCAACUUACUGUCCAAGAAAUGUUCUUGGAUCAUUUUUUAAACAAAAAAUGGGACGUAACAAAUGUGAUACUUUUAAAUCUAAAAACAUUGAUGAAACUGGUCAUAUAGUUGAUUUAUUACUUUACCAAUCAUAUUGGCAAUGUUAAACUAUUUUCCCAUUGUGUAAUAUGAUUCAUUUUAUUUUGGUAAAAUUGUGUUGACUAAAAUACGGUUAUUUUAAUAUUUCUCCAAAUACGUCUUUUUUAUAAUGGAGAUCAUUGCUGUAAUAACAUCAUCAGUAAUUUUCACAUUGCUGCUUUGUGCUUUACAUUCAUUUUUGUCAGCCAAAUGACAACUGGUUCAUUUUGUAUCACAUAG
Messenger RNA from Ciona intestinalis (vase tunicate), 901 nucleotides. RefSeq names its product small nuclear ribonucleoprotein Sm D3-like. Gene Ontology annotation, biological process: RNA processing; spliceosomal snRNP assembly. NCBI's taxonomy places the organism in Eukaryota, Metazoa, Chordata, Ascidiacea, Phlebobranchia, Cionidae. Gene Ontology annotation, cellular component: spliceosomal complex. The record is from RefSeq and is a predicted model, not a curated record. Gene Ontology annotation, molecular function: RNA binding.